This is a messenger RNA of Aegilops tauschii subsp. strangulata, 1146 nucleotides long. Lineage: Eukaryota; Viridiplantae; Streptophyta; Magnoliopsida; Poales; Poaceae. The record is from RefSeq and is a predicted model, not a curated record.
AUGCAGACGUGCACCCGCGAUCAAUGCGACAUCCCGCAGUCAAUGCGUGGAACUGCCGCGCGUCGCCAUCCGCGCGCCGCCCCGUCCCGUCGGUCGCCGCUGCCGCCCGACAGCCCGGCCGCCUCGCCUGCCGCGCGCCGCCUGCUCGCCUGCAGCCGCCUCGCGUGCCGCGCCCGCCUGCCCGCCUCCCCGCCUGCCGCCACCUCGCCUGUCGUGCCCGCCUCCCCGCCUGCCGCCGCCUCGCCUGCCGCGCCCGCCUCCCCGCCUGCAGCACGCCGCCGCUGCCGCGCCUCCUCGCCUGCCGCGCCUCCCCACCGACACCCCACCGAUGCACCCCCGACCCGCGGCUAUAUAAACCGGCGCCCCUCGCACGUAUCCCCCGUCCCACCGGCGCCCCACGAAUCCACCGCCCCCCGACGCCCCACGCAUCCACCGUUCCCCCGACCCCCGCCGGAGAUGGCGUUCUACCGCGGCAGCAGCAGCAGCGUCGGGGCCGACGACGGCAUCCCCGGAUCCUGGCCGACGAGCCUCGGCGAGCCGGAGACGGAGGAGCUCCACCGCUACUGCUUCCUCGUGCCGCCGGGCUGUCGAAUUCCACGCAACUGGAAGAUCGACGCCGACGGCUACUCGACGCCGGGGCCCGGCACGUCGGAGGAGGAGCUGCGGAGCCACAGCGGCGGUAGGCACAACGCCAUCGGCCGCCGCAACUUCUGGCGUGGCAAGGACUACUGGGAGGUCAUCGCCGCGUUCCGCCUUGCGGCGGCCGGCGUGACCCCCGAUCUGAUGGGCGGCAGCGGCCGUCUUCGCGCCCCGCCUCCGCCACCGGAUCGCCGCAGACGUGCCGGCCGCCACGGGGCGCACCCGCCAGCGGCGCCCGCGCCGACCGCCCCUCCCUCGUCGCCGGAGUUGGAGUUGUCGCCGGAGCAGGUCAUCCUCCGGGAGGACGGCGAUCCGAAUGAUACGCCGGGGUACCAUGUGGCCCUACGGGCGUCCGAGGCGGCUGCGGCGAGGGAGGCCGCCGAGGUCGCGGCCGCAAUCGAAGCGGCCGAGGCGAUGGCCGCAGAGCAGGCGGCGAUGGCGCUAGAGGAGUGGCAGCAGCCGCCGGCGGAGUGGCAGCAGGAGUGGCAGCAGCCUCCGGGUGUGUGA